AUGCUAUUUGGAUCGGAGCCGCCGCUCUGCCUGCGCCGCGUGGGCCAUCGCGGUCUCCGCCGCCACGAGGCCGAUGUUCUCCAACACCCGCCGGGUUAUCUUCAUCCCCUCUCACUUCUCCCGCCCACAAAUACAAACACACCGCCUGGCUCUGUUCCACCGCCGUAUGCCCUCUACGCGGCCAGCCCGCUCUGCAUCAGUGAGGCGCACCGCCUGCACCCCACACUCACCACCGCCGCGGAGCUCCAACACGCCCGGCAGGUGGAGGCGCAGCAGCGGCAGCGGUGGACGCAGGCACGACGUCAUCGGCACAAAGACCGCGUCGCUCAGUUAGAGAAGCGAAGAGAGGAGGAAUUUCAGAGGGAACAGCAACGCGGUGCGCAGAUGGCAGGAGUCUCCAUGCGUAAUGAGACCGGGGAUGGGAGAGACACCAUCACACGUGUGUUUAGAUUAGAGGAGGCAAGACGGCGGAGUGAGGAUAGAUCUGCGGUGGAGCAGCAUAGUUAUUUUUUGCGGCAGCAGAAAUUAAUGCAGCGAAGAAACCCGCAUGGGUAUAAUAUUAUCACCGGGGAACCACUGCGCCCUAUAGUAGUCCCACCCCUACCAACAUCAACAACAACAAUAUCACUGCCUCCUGUAAAUAAUGUUUAA
Messenger RNA from Trypanosoma theileri, 651 nucleotides. RefSeq names its product Variant surface glycoprotein. Bases 1 to 651 code for a protein of 216 amino acids. The record is from RefSeq and is a predicted model, not a curated record. NCBI's taxonomy places the organism in Eukaryota, Euglenozoa, Kinetoplastea, Trypanosomatida, Trypanosomatidae. The transcript has a single exon.